Molecule: messenger RNA, 1677 nt
Organism: Colletotrichum orchidophilum
Lineage: Eukaryota; Fungi; Ascomycota; Sordariomycetes; Glomerellales; Glomerellaceae
Product: major facilitator superfamily transporter
Exons: 4
Coding region: 1-1677 (558 amino acids)
Biological process (GO): transmembrane transport
Molecular function (GO): transmembrane transporter activity
Source: RefSeq, a predicted model, not a curated record
AUGGCUACUAGAAAAUCACCUGCUCUUGAGACAGACGGUGUCAUAAUGGACUCUCAACGGGAAAAGGGCAUUGUGCUAGACAGCAGCACCCAGUCCGAUGAUUCCCAUACGGGAGAGACUCAAACCAAGGCAAGCGAGAACCUUCCGGCAUGGAAAAUCUUCGUUAUUUGGCUGGCGAUUGCACUUGGUGUUUUGUGUACGUUUCUCGAUGAAGGCAUCAUUGCAACAGCUAUUCCGCGCAUUACGGAUGAAUUCGGUUCCCUCACAGACGUCGGUUGGUAUGGAUCAGCCUACCAAAUGACACUUUGUGCGUUCCAACUCAUCUUCGGACGUCUGUACAACCAGUUCAACAUCAAAAUCAUCUUUGUGAUCUCUCUCGCCAUCUUCGAGAUUGGAUCCCUCAUCUGCGCUGUAAGCCCGAGCUCGGCAGUGUUCAUCGUCGGACGCGCUAUCGCUGGCCUCGGUGCAUCCGGCCUCCAGAGCGGCUGUCUGGUUCUCAUCUCGGCAGCUCUGCCUGCGAAACACCUGCCGACGUACGUAGGUGCCAUCGGCAUGGUCUAUGGCGUUGCCGCCGUUCUUGGGCCGGUGGUCGGCGGCGUCAUCACAAACAGCUACCUCACGUGGAGAUGGUGUUUCUACAUUAACCUCCCAAUUGCCGCACCACCCGCUCUUGCGACGUUGUUUCUGAUCAAGUCGCCCCCACUAACCGACGAGCAGCGGCGGCCUUGGCUGCAGAAAAUCCGGGGCUUGGAUUAUCUUGGCAUGCUCCUCUUACUGCCAGGGAUCACUUCGUUUCUCCUCGCUCUCCAAUUCGGGGGCGCACUGUUCACGUGGGAUGACAAACGGACAAUCGCUUGUUUUGUGGUUGCCGGCGUUCUCGUUGUUGGCUUCAUGGUCGAACAGUGGUGGAUGGGCGAACAGGCGCUGGUGCCACCGCGCUUGGCCAAAAUGCGUAUUGUCAUCUUUGGGGCUUUUUUCGGUUUUUGCUUGGAUAGUGCCUUUUUCACCCUCGUUUACUACGUGCCUCUCUGGUUUCAAGCCAUUCAGGGUGCCACGCCCGAGGAGUCUGGUGUUCGGUACCUGGCCCUUUGCCUAGCUUUCAUCCUGACCAUUUUCCUCAGCGGUUGGGGCGUCACAAAGAUAGGUUACUACCAGCCUUUCAUGCUCGCCGGGACUUUUCUGCUCUCCAUUGGUUCUGGUCUCCUUUCGACACUGAAGGCAUCCUCGGGCGCAAACCUUUGGAUUCCCUUUCAAGUCAUCGCCGGGCUUGGCAUUGGCGUCUCGACACAACAAGCAGCGGUCGCCGUCCAGAGCAGUCUGGACGAGGCCGACGUUGCUAUUGGAGUGGCGGUUGUGCUCUUCUUCCAGUGCUUCGGUCCUACGACUGCCAUUACAAUUGCGCAGGCCGUGUUUGCGAGCACGUUGACAUCGGGCAUAUCAGCCAAGAUCCCGGGCGUUGAUCCGCAAGCUAUCAGGAACUCGGGUGCCACGCAGCUAAGGGAUUUGGUGUCUCCAGACCAAUUCGGCACGUUGUUGCAGGUAUACAAUCAUGCCAUAACGAGAACAUACAUUGUUGCUGCUGCCAUGGCGGCGGCGAGCAUCAUUGGUGUUGCUGGCGUCGGUCUGAAGAAGAUACCCAAUGAGGAUGAUGAAAAGAAAGACACAGAAAGCCAGUGA